CCUCAAAACAAACAGCACAUGUCCUGAACUUUUCAUCAUCUCCUCCACCAUUGAACACCACCACUUUUUCUUCAACCCAUCAAUGGAGCUUUCGAAGCUCCCAUCCUCCUCUGUACAGACCCACUACCAUCUUCUGUAAUCACCAAGUCCUCUGCCAACAUAGACAUGUCGUAAUUCGUUGUGGUGGUGAGUUUGAUCCGAGCAGUGACUUGAAUCCCACGAAGGUUCCCAAAUCGCAACCAAUCAAGAUCGAAUAUGGAAUCGAUGAUGUGUUGCUUCUGGAGAUCGCAUAAACUAGGGUCGAAUCUCAUGUCGUAGAGUCCGUGGAAAAUAUAGAAUUCGGAUCAAGAGAUGGAGGAGAGAAAGUGAUAAGGAAUGGUGAAGGAAUCUUGAAAAUCUGGAGCAGUGCAUGUGGGAUAAUUGGUAUUGGUAUUGCCUUGAGGAGUUCGGAGCUGAAGUUUGAGAACACGGGUCAUGUGAAUUUUGACAAGAACUGGAGUUUCAGGAAGUGGGUCGAUCCAUGGUAAUGUAUACAUCUGAAUGUUGUAGUCUGUUGAUAUAGUUGCCAUUGACAAAAGCUAGAAACAGAGAGUUGGAAUUGGGAUGAUGAAGAUCAAGAUUACUUGAUUUUUUGCCGUUUGAGUGUCCAUAUUUGAAAACCCAACAAGUAAUGUUGGAAGCUUGUUGGAAGUUGGGUAGUUUCCUAAUUUUGGUUGAGUUUCCAUAUUUGAAAUCCUAAAUUAUUUUGGAAAGUAAAGAUCUGUAGUUUCCUAAUAUGCUAGGCGUGGCUAUCACACUUUGACUACUACUAUAAAAUAAGGUCACUCACCCCAUACCUUCAUAAUCACUAUUCCAACUCUCUCUCUCCCUCUCCCUCUCCCUCUCCCUCUCAAGCUUCAUCAUGUUAACUGUAUUACGCAACUAUGACAUUCAGACAUAUGCAACACCACGGAUCAACCCACCACUUCUAGUUCCAGCUCCAACUCCAGCGCUCAUCGAAAUUCAUGUCAGCAAUCUGGUUAAACUACAUCUCCGAACUCGUCAAGGCAAUGUUGAAUCCAAUUAUCCUACAUUAGCUUUUCCUGAUAUUCAACAUGACUUCGCCAUUCCUCUUCAACUUCUCCCUUUCUCCAUUUCGUGGGAUCCCUAUAUUUUCAACCAGCUUUCGUCUAUGAGAUUCGAUCCCGAACUCUGCAAUUCCAUGAAGGGACGCAUCAUUAGUUCUCUUUCAAGUUUGAUUAUUGAAUAUGGGGUGAGUCUUGGGUUUCAAGUCAUUGUGGAUUUGAAGAUCACCAGCACGAUUGAGUUUAUUUCUACGCAAUCGAGGGACGAUAUGAUGAUGAGUAUGUUAGCCGCUGAUGGGGUGGUUAUCGUGGAGGAUGAUGGUGAUAGUGUUGAUGAAACUAUAGAGACGAUGAGGACGAGGAGGGGUGUUUCAAAGGCUGCCAUUGAUGGGUUGAAGAAAGUGGUGGUGUUCAAUGGUGAAGGAGAUGAUGAAAAGUGCAUUACUUGUCCGGUUUGUUUGGAGGAAUGUGGGGACGGAACAGAGCUUACUUCCCUGCCAUGUUCUCAUCUUUUUCAUCAUCGCUGCAUUGUGCCAUGGUUGAAAUCACAUAAUUCUUGUCCGAUGUGCCGAUCAGUAGUUCCAGAUUGAAAAUAUUUUUAUGAUGAUCAUAGAAUCAUCAUAGUAUUGUUGGUUUCAGAUUAGGUAGUUUUGGUUGAUUCUUGAAAACUAUUGUAUUAGAUUCAUCAUUAAGUUUGAUUUUUCUUUUGAUUGUUAAUUAUUUUAUUGUUUUCAAAUUUCCUUUUCAUACUGGUUUUCUAAUUACAUAAAAGC
Camellia sinensis is the source of this 1837-nucleotide messenger RNA. NCBI's taxonomy places the organism in Eukaryota, Viridiplantae, Streptophyta, Magnoliopsida, Ericales, Theaceae. The record is from RefSeq and is a predicted model, not a curated record.